AUGUGCCUGGAGGAUCUGAUGGAGAAGUGCCAAGCAGAGGGCUUGGCGCUGCCUCCCAAACCAACGAGGGGACUGCUGAUGAGGAUGCUUCGAGAGAACACGCCUCCCGACGGGAACGAGAAGGUGUGCUUCGGUUCCUACAAGCGGUACAAGUACAACGAGGUGAACGAGUCCUACCUGACGUGGGCAAUGCAGGAAGUUGCGGCCAAUCCGCAACACUCACCGGAUCUGGCACGGCUGGCUCGAUGGGCCCAAGCCCGCAAGCCGGCAACCAGUCACGGUGGAGUCGCCUCGGGCAGUGGGGAUCCAGAGCGUUCUCCUACCUUGCCAGUGCCAGCCGCAGCGCUUCCGACGGCGAAAGUCAAGGUGAAGGACGAGACCCAGAAGCACCAGAGGACUUCGAGGACCCGACCAAUCCCAGACGAGACCAGCAGUUUCUCGAUGGUUUCCGAACCGGAGCAGACCCUGGCCGAGGAGAUCGCGGACAUGGAGAGUCGUCUUCAAAUGAUGAAGGCAGCGAAAGAGGAGAUGAAGCGGAAGAUGAAGACUGGAGCGCACACUGGCUAUGUCACUGAGAAUGUCAACGUCCUCAAGAAUGACAUCACCACUGAGGAGACCUUCGACGUUGAGGAGAUCUUCGACCAUGAGGAGCGCUUUGACUCACAGAAUGCCGAGGUUUCUGAGGAUGACGACGCCUCUGACCCCAUCGACCUUGAUGAAUAUGAGACGGAUUUGGAGACCGGCUAUCCCAAGGUCAAGCUCUACUACCCUGAUGACUUUGAUGAGGUCAAGAACCUACCUUCGAGGAGGAUGAAAAGAAACCGUCGCAAACGAGUCAAAGGACUUGUACAUCGAGCUUUGGCAUGUUUGGCAACCACUUUGGUAGCCUUCUCAACGCCGGUGGUCGCUGAAUUGGAAGAGGCGAUCCUGGAACCUGCCAAAGAUCUAUGCAAGGCCAUCUUGGGGCCGAACACUUUCCAAGGGAAGCCUGAGGACUUUGCCUUGCUUGAGCUCUUUGCGGGCUCAGCGAAACUGACUACAGAGUUUGCCCACCAAGGCCCUAACGUCUUGGAGCCCCGCGACAUCAUGCUGGGCCACGACCUCUUUGACCAGUACCAGCAGGAGAGCGUCUUCAAUGACAUCAACUACAGGAAGCCCAAACUACUUUGGGUAGCACUCCCUUGCACGAAGUGGUCUCAGUGGCAGAGGCUCAACUAUGCCCAGCGUCGCCAACAACUCCGCCGAGAACGACAGAAGCAGCGGAGACUGAUUCAUUUUGCUGUUGAGUGCGCCUGGAAUCAGAUUGCCAAUGGGGGGGAAGUGAUGUUUGAACACCACCGUUUUUCCGAAAUGUGGGAUGAUCACUCCAUGAGCAGCCUUAUGGAGACCAACUUUAUGGUCUACUCCGACAUUGACAUGUGCCGCUAUGACCUGAGGGCCGCCACGGAUGGCGGUAGGCUCAGGAAACCUACAAGGAUUGUAGCCUCUGACCCCAAGCUACUGACGGCACUAGACCGUUCCUGCCAUGGAGGGCAUCAUCACACGCCCACAGAGGGCCGCAAUACCAAGGCAGCUGGAAUAUAUACGUCGGCAUUUUGCCGAGCGGUGGUACAAGGCUUUGACCACCAGAGACGUAGCAUCUGUGCCUCCGAGACCGAUGCGUCCAACAAGACCUGGAAUGCCCUCGUUGCCGAGGGAGGGGCCCCGCCGGAAGCUGACGAUUACGUGGAGCACAAGAUGACCGGCAUUGAGCUUCCUGGCCAUGUCCCCAUACCUCUGGCACGGGCACUUCGCAGGAUUCACCAGCUGUCCAACCCAGCCACGCGGAGACCCGCAAAACUGGUUAGACCUCUUGAGUUUAACCAAGAAGUGGCCGUCGACACCCUCAACUUGUACCUUGAUGGGCAUGAAAAGGUUGAGAUCUUAUCAGUUUUGGACUUGGCCACAGGUUACCAUGUGGUCAAGCGCCUGAACGGCCGCUUGUCAGUGGACCUCUUGAAGACGUUCACCGACUGUUGGCUUGGAUGGGCUGGCCCGCCAUUGAGGUUGUCCUGCGACCUGGAGAGGGGCUUCCUCAAGGAGUUCACCGAUGGUGUGGAGAUGGGUGGCACACAUGUGAAAUACAUCGUUGGCCAAGCACACUGGCAAGCGGGUGCCAUCGAGCGUCAGGGAGAGUGGUUCCGAGCCAUGUGGGACCGCACAGUGAAGCACUCCCUACCUUCCAUUGAGGAGGUGGACUACACGCUGGCUAUGGUGGCAGCUGCCAAGAACAAUCUACGCCGUAAGCAUGGCUACUCGCCAGCCCAGUGGUUGUUCGGAUCUCAGCCCAGAACUGGUGAUGCCUUCUUGGACGAGGAGGACAGCCUGCAUCAGAGAGAAGAACUUCGAUCUCCUGAUGAGCUCUGGAGGAGGAAGCAGACCAUACGACAAGCAGCGAGGCAGUCUUUUAUCCAGACCCAGGCCGACGACGCAUUGAAACGUGCUGUCCUAGGCCGACCUCGCACCAACAAUGAGAUCUUCGAACAGGGCGACUACGUCUACAUCUUCCGGGUCGACAAGACGACGGGAGGCAAAGCUCGCCAUCGACAAAACGCAGGUGAAUGGAUAGGACCUGGUGUGGUAGUCGGUAAAGAGGGUGCCUCUUACUGGGUAUCACGUGGGGGCCGCUGCAUAUUAUGUGCAGCUGAACACCUCCGACCUGCAGAAUCUGAGGAACUGGGCACCGCCUUCCAGACUAAGGCGGUCAAGGACGACCUCAUGAGACUGGCACAUCGCCUCGAGGACAGUGAGGAUGAGGACAUCUUUGCAGAUGCCACCGCACCCAUGCAUGCAAAGAGGAUCGUCAACUAUGACACAGUGCCAGAACGACGUGUCCGGACAAAGGGCACAGUGAGGAUGCAUAAACGACCAGUACCUCCUGGCGGUGCAGAGCAAGGAGCCCGAGAGAGGCCUUUGCCCCCGGUUCCUGAUGACGAUUUUGAAGCUUUGGUAGACAAGGAGGUUGAGGAGGCUGGUACGCCAGCACCAGCUCGGCAGGCCCUAGUCGCAGAGAGACGAACUCCGCGAUCAGUCAUCAAGCAGGUGGACAAGGAGAUCCGGUGGGACGACAUCCCAGAGAAGGAGCGACAUCUCUAUGUGGAGGCAGAGGCCAAGCAAUGGGAGGAACACAUCAAGUACGAGGCGGUUCGGGUUCAUCCACCUGAGGAUGCAGAACUUCUUCGCGCAAAAGUUCACCCCAACAGGAUUCUCAACGCCCGGUUUGCCUACCGGGACAAACAUGCUGCCAAACGACGGGAAGACUCUACAGUUGGCCCCAAGGCCAAAGCAAGACUUUGUGUAGGAGGACAUCGCGACCCUGAUCUACGCCAUGGAAUGAUCAACACCGAAGCUCCAACAGCGUCGCGGUGUUCCCUCAUCACGCUCCUGUUUCUGGCAGCACAGUUUGGUUGGCAACUAGCAGCUGGAGAUGUCGAAGCCGCCUUUCUCAACGGGGUCGAGUUCAAGCGAGGGCUCUACUUCGAAGUUCCUAAGCGCGGUCUUCCUGGAGUUCCUGCUGGCUCACUUGUGGAGAUUGUGAAAGGUGUGUUCGGCCUUUCGAACUCACCACGACUCUGGUGGGAUAAACUGGCUAAGGCCGGGACCUUCGACUACACUGGUGCUACCAUCAAACAGACCAAAGAGGCCAUCGAGCUCCACCAGACCUCCUAUGUGAACUCCAGGCUUGAGACCGUGGAGAUUCCAAAAGGAGUCGAUCCUGAUGAUUUGGCCGAUCAGGUGACGCUCCAAGACAAUAUGAGCACGGUUGGUGCAUUGUCUUGGUUGUCGUCUCAGACGAGACCCGACCUCCAAGCGGGAGUGUCGCUGGCCCAAAGGCGACAGAAAACUCCUACAUAUGAGGAUGUCAAAGCCACCAACCGACUGGUCAAGAUGGCGCAGUCUGCCAAGGAGGAACCCUUACGCUUCGUGAAGAUUGCGGAGAACCUUGCAGACUUGGUUCUCAUGGUGUGCCAUGACGCCGCCUGGGCCAACGCACCCUUCGACCCAGAGGUUGACGACCUUGCUGACGUGGCUGCCGCUCAUGGUCAAGGAGUAUACUCACAACUUGGUCACCUGCUGGUGAUGAGCAGCAAGGCUGCCAUUGAUGGCAAACAAUGUCCUACUGCUGUGGUAGGCUGGAGGUCUCAUGCCUGUCCCAGGGUAUGCCGAAGUACCUUCGCAGCUGAGACGAUGGCAGGGCUUGAAGGAUGGGAAGAAGCUCUCACCUUCAGAUCUUUCAUAGCUGGUGCCCUACAUGCAGAUCCAGCCCGAGCCCAAGAAGAUUGCGCCCGACAACUGUUUCCCAUCGUGUCGCUCACUGACUGCAAAUCUCUAUAUGACAAUGUGCACAGGGUGGGAGGACCCAAAGCACCUAGCGAGAAACGCUUAGUGGUCGACCUCACGGCCCUGAGAGCGAUGGUCAAUGCCGAGGCCAACUACUGGGGACAUUUGAUUCCUGGGGGCAAAACUUUGAGGUGGCUUCCCACAGGUGAUCAAUGGGCUGACGUCCUCACCAAGGUGAUUCACGUUCGCAGUUGGUGGCGGAACUUACGAGCUCACGAGUGUUCUUGGUGUCAAAAGACCGCUGUGCAGUUCCGGAUCACAAUGGCUGGUCUCAGGAAGUGGUUCAAAGAUAUCCUACUGAGGUCUCAACUCCACAAGCUGGACAUCAGCAAUGAGAUUGAGAAGCUCCUGGACAGCUCAGCAUCACCUGAGAGGCUCAGUGGCUUGGACAAUGUACCUGAACUGAUUGAGGAGAUGAGGUCUAAGAUGCUUCUACUUGAGGAGGCAGCUGCAACUCAGGAACUCAUAAUCACCAGGCUCAGGAAAGAUGCUGACAACAUGGAAGAUGAGCAGGAUGAGCUCAGGGCUUUGCAAUCUGAGCUGGCAAUGAAUGUGAACAAAGCUGAGUUGUACUGGAAGGAGAAGCUGUCUCAGGAUGCUCUGAACAAGGCAGUGUCAAAUUUGCAAACCAAGAUUGAUGCGGCAAUGGUCAAGAAGCUCCGCACGGCCGUGCGGUCGCGCGGGAUGCGCCAGUGGCUGGUCUUCGGGCCAGUUGAAAUCUUCCUGGAACGUCUUGAAGGAGACUGGGAUCGCAGCGGUGUCACGAAGCCGUGGCUUUACAAGGAUGCAUGGGCAGUGCAUGCCGUGUCAGGUGGAUUUCUGGCAAUCAUGCAGCAGUUGGAGGCCAGUGUCCCACAGAAGGACUACAAAGAUGCAGCUCCAGGACUUUUGGAUCAGUUCCGGCUUGGCAUCUUGGACGGGGACAUCUUGAGCUUUCUUGAGACGAACGUCCCGCCCAUCGCUCUGGUGAAUGUGCCUUUCGUCAGGAACAUGAUCGCGAGCAUUGAGCAGCGCAAAAUGCGGGAGGCACAGCAGACCGAACGUGAUCUGGCAGAGAAAGUCAAUCUUGCGCAGGUGGACCAAAUCAAACACAUGUUCUGGAAAGACAUGGAAGUGCUUCGGGCCCGUCUGCCAAACCAAGCACAUUCAGCCAGAGAGGCGGCUUUGGGCAAAAAGUACGUGGCCGACAGGAAGGGACAGGAUUACACAAGGGACUUUAUGGAGAAAUAUGCGAAGUGCAUCUUUCCGAAGACACAGGAUGCAUCUCAAGUGACUCAAGUGGGCAAUGCAUUCACAGAGGUCGCCGGCUUCAUCUCAAAGUGGUCCACAAGCGAAGGGGUCUCCAGAGUGUUCCUGUUUGUGCUUUGUGGUUUGGACACGUGUGUGUGGCCAAGCAAUGCCCACUAUGUGACGAAUUGCUUGAACACCUUCACCAAUUUGCGUGCGAUGUCGCCCAACAAUGGCGGGCACUGCCAGACUCCAGUCAUUCAGUCCCAGACCACGACGGAUGCAUGGAUCAAACACAGACGCAUGUUGGAAGAUGCUCUGAAGAAGGGCAAGAUGGACAUCACUGUGCCUGUGGCCCUCAUGUUCAACAAGACUGGCAACCAUGCGAACGACAAGCGGUGUGUCAAUCAUCCUUGCUUCUUCGUGACGAGCGUUGAUCAUUCACAGGGGAGUGCAUGGCAGGCCGCAUCUGCCGUGUCCAAAGGUCUGAUCGGCCCGUGCGCCCUCAUCAAGUGCACAGACAUGAUUGCAUACGAUCCAGACAGUCGUCAUGGCCCUGCUGCAAGAACGGAACAGUGCUGUGGCUGUUCCGCAGGUUCCACAAACAGGUAUGCAGAGUUUGGGCAUGCAGUUUUGGAGCGGAUGCUUGAGCGGCCGGUGAAGCGCCCACCAGUGUAUUACAUCGGCGUCUUCCGCGAGGAGCAGCGUGAUUGCCAGGCCGCGCUUGAGAAGAAGGUCUAUGACAGUUGGGACAGUUCAGAUCAAGCCCCGCCAAAGAGGCGACCAACUGAACCUCUUCCAGAGCCUAGCCUUGAGCUUCUCAGUUGGUGCAACAACGCUCCAGGAUUUCCAGCAUCGCUCUUGCAGAAGUUUGCAGAGGGCACCAAAUCCCAUGCAGAUGUGCUGGCAAUGGAAAAAGAGCUGAUCCAGGAGCUCCCAGAUGCAGAUCGUCAGACAUCGCGAGGGGCAGGGCAAGCUUCCUCCACUUCGGGUGCCCGGGCCACUGGUCGCCCAGACUACAGCAUUGACGGUGGAGGUCAGCUCUUGGAUAUCACGAGAUUGCUGGACAAGGAACAUGUGGCCGAAUCUGCCUUCAAUGUGACGAGGCCUGCGGGCAAGUUUUAA
This is a messenger RNA of Cladocopium goreaui, 6732 nucleotides long. The record is from the annotation of a GenBank genome assembly. Lineage: Eukaryota; Dinophyceae; Suessiales; Symbiodiniaceae.